Messenger RNA from Rattus rattus (black rat), 1740 nucleotides. RefSeq names its product F-box/WD repeat-containing protein 12-like. Gene Ontology annotation, molecular function: protein binding. The record is from RefSeq and is a predicted model, not a curated record. The transcript is spliced from 10 exons. Bases 22 to 1434 code for a protein of 470 amino acids. Lineage: Eukaryota; Metazoa; Chordata; Mammalia; Rodentia; Muridae.
GGACGCCCGCAGGGCUGGGGCAUGGCAAGCAGGAUGGCGCUGCAGCUUGGCCCGCACGAACUGCAGCACGUCUUCUCCUUCCUGGAGGCUCGCGACCUGCUGCGCGCUGCGCAGGUGAACAAGGUCUGGAAUGAGGUUUCAAUGGCCAAUGAACUGUGGAGGCAGCUGUGUCUGAGGCGAUGGGCCCCCUGCAAGGCCCUCCCAGUGGUCCUGGGCACGCAGACGUGGAGGCAGUACUAUUUCUGCCGGUCUGAGCUUGAGUUCCGUGUGAAAUCUGGGCGGCCACAGGACUUCAUCUGCAAAGCUAUUUCUGGGCACACAGGAACCAUAGAUCAGCUGGCCUACGUCUCACCCCACGAGUACCGCUUUGAUGAAAAGGCAAGGUCCGUGGUUUGCACCGUGUCUUCAGACUGUACGGUGCGUGCCUGGGAUCUGCAGGAGGGCACAGAGAUAUGGUCGAGCCCUGUGCAGCCUGCCCCUCUGGUGAAUUUGGUGGCCUACCCUCAGCUGCAGCUGGUUGUCACUGUGGACACACAGGGCCUGAUCCGGGGAUGGAACACAGACACAGGGUCUGAAUGGGCCUUCUUCAGCUUGCCCACUUCCUGUUUUUCAAUGGAGGCCUGCGACCACCCAGAGGGCUCCUUCCUGCUGGUAGCCUGUGCUGAAGGGAACCUCUACACCAUGACGGUACCUCAGUUGCAAGUCGUCUCCAGAGUGGCCACAUUCCCUCACACCCCUGUAAGCCUCACGUGCUCACCUGACAAACAGUGGGUACUUGUGUCUGCACAAGACUCCGACUUAGGCCCAAAGGCGUUCUACACUCAGCCCUUGCUACACCCAUCAGAAGACAGACUUCCUGCCUCCGCUACCCUCCCCAUCAGGCUGAGCUCCAGAGCAUGCUGGGCUCCAGAGGAGGCGGCCAGGCUCAUGGUGACACACAGAGAUGACAGUGGCGUGCAUCUGGUCAUCACUACCUUCGAGUUAAAGGCCAACAAGUCCAGGGACAGAGUGAGCAUCCUGGCACAGCAGCUGGCCAGCUUCCCCCUGCCAGACACCAUGACUCCUCACCUCAUGCAGGGCCACGGCUCCCAAGUGAUCCUGCUCACCUCUGGGUCAGAGCUGGUGCUAUUCAACAUUCACGGCCUGCAGCUGCUGGCCUUCCAGGACCACCAGAGGCCCAUCACGUCUGUGUGGGUGGAUCCAGACCGUGUCAUCACUGCUGCCUUGGACCUGUCCUUGUGUGUCUACGUGUGGAAUAAGGAGAACACGUCUCCCAUUCUCAAGAGCUGUUAUCAUUUGCUCGGGGGAUCUCACAGAUGGGCCAGUGGAUUCACCCACGUGAAAAGCGACAGCAGGAGCAUUGCUGGGGUGGAAGCCAGAAGCACUGGAACAAGUAUUCUGAGGUCAUAUUGCUACAAGGUUCAGCUUGGGUAGGCGCCACCAGUUGAAGAUGCUCUUGCUUGGUAUGCAGAGUCCUUACCAAGGAUGUUGUCGGCUCUAGAGAAAGAACUAGCAAGGUGCCCGCUGCCUUCUCCCAGUGAGCCAGUCAAGUAGUUUCUAGUGUCUUAGGCUUCCCUGUCCUGCUCAGAGAAGCACGGGAGAAUCAGCACCAUCUCCAGUCACAGAGUGGACCGCUUAUGGUAAUUAACGGCCUGCUUGUUUGCAGCGUCCAGAUGGCCAUAGAGCUGCUUUUGUUAUCAAGAAUGUAAUUAAAAUAUUUUUAUCUGCCUGUGCUGUAGA